AUGAAUGCACAUGGACGCGCCGAUCACACAACACCGGGGAGGAGCAGAGCGGAGGUAGACAAGACAUGGGCCGAGAAGUUGCAUGGGGAAAACGAGCGCACGGGCAAAGAGUGGCAUGGGAAGAGCAAGCGCCGUGGAGUUCAGUUUGAGGAAAGAAAAUUCCAGCCUGCCAUCCGGUACACGGCCGUAGUCCAGGAAGAGGGGUGA
This is a messenger RNA of Knipowitschia caucasica, 207 nucleotides long. The record is from the annotation of a GenBank genome assembly. Lineage: Eukaryota; Metazoa; Chordata; Actinopteri; Gobiiformes; Gobiidae.